CCCCACUGGACCAAGCGGCUUUUUAAUUUUUAAGUCUAAUUAUUAGUGAAAAUCUACAACAAAACUAAAUUUUACAGUGAGAACCAUCGCAUAAUCAUUACACUUGCUCAAAGUUAACCCGCAGCAAUGGACAAGACGGCAAAAACAUUCCUUGUCCCGAACGAAUUGUGCCACAGAGCGGGAGUAGCCGCUUCGUGGUUGUCCAUCAACGAAUUCGGGGUGUUCCCUCACCAGAAAGUGGCCUCGGGUGUCGACAAAGUCAGUCAUUUCGCCCCCUCAGACGCGUCUGUGUUUCAGUUGAGACCGGACAUUAUACUGUUCAAACCAAUUCUGCGUAAGCUCGUGAAUGAAGCGAACGGUACUUUUUUGACUCUUCAGAGUUUGGUGACGGGGGAGGGCGACCACAAGGCGGAAUUAUUGAAACUGAGUCGCCAAUAUCGAUCUAUUAUUAGGGCUUGUUUGGAGAAUUUACAAGACGAGGUGAUGCGAGCGGACGGCGACUACAGGGAAGAGUUGCAAAAUUACAUCACGAUUUUUUAUUCAGUGGAGUGUAUUUGGCACUUGUGUGAAAUAUUGUUUGUUGAUGCUGUUCCCGGUAACAUUGUGUUGCCGCAUUUACUGGAUUGGGUGCGCUUCCACUUUCCGAAAUAUGAAAGAAACGCCGCUACUAUGUUAGCUGGAGAUUUGGGUGGACUUGAGUCACAUCCUGAUUACUGGGAAACUGUGAUAGGGUCAUUGUUGCAGGGACGGGUUAAAGUUGUCAGAGCCCUGUUGAGACUACACUCUGAUUCUGAUACUCAAGCAUUCAAAGUUGUGGAUCAGUGCCUUCGAGCAAUGCCUGUCUAUAAUAUGUUCAGUGGGACUUCAGUUGCUGAGUUUAAUUUGCAGUGGAAUCACUGGGUUGUGGAUGUGCAGUCUAAAAUAGACGCUAAAUUGUUCAUAUCUUGUUACAAUUUAAAUUUGAUUAUGAAGUUGACAGUUGGUAAUGAAGUGGCUUGGGGUGAAAUUCAGCAGUAUUGUGAAACGUGGUAUGAAUUGUUAGCUGCGUGGUUAUUUUUUACACAGCCUACUGUCAAGUCGUUUGAAUUGGGGCAGUUUGCAAAGCAGUGUAUUGCUAAAAUGUCAGUUGGGAACCGACUUAAACAUCUGGAUAGGGUGCUGUUGGCAGCAAUGGAGUUUGACAUUUUACAGGUCAUUAAAGAAAUCCAACACAUGACCGAAAAUGGCUGGUUCGUGAGCCACUUAACAGACCUCCUUUACCACUCAGGCCGCCUAAACGACCUCAACGCUGAAACAGAAAAUUUCCAACCAGACAGACUACGCGAAUCUUUCCUAAUCGACUACGGAUCCCUCCUAAUGGGAAGCAAAUCCCUAUGGCAAGUAGGCCUCAGCUACCUCGAUCACUGCCCCACAGAUGGCGUGGAAGCCAUAAAACUACUACUACCACGACUCUCUCUAGACUCAGAAAUGCGAACCCAGAAAAUCGUCAAAGAAGCUAUUAACAGAAACUUGUCAGAAACAGCACAAAGCAUCUGCAAAGUCCAGGCCAUGAAGUGCCAGAAAAGAGGCCGCCUAGGACACGCUCUAGCCUGGGGUUUGAAGUCCCAAGAUAGCGCUUUCGUGUCAUACCUUUCAGACAAAUUCUUGAAACAGUACGCUGAAAGCGGAAAAUUGAACAGCAUUGACUUGCUGGAUAAUCUAGGGUCGUGCAUUUUGGCUAGUGAUAGGUUAAUUUUCUUAGGGAAGUAUUACGAGUUUCACAAGUUGUAUCAAGCCAAGGAGUAUAAGGAGGCUGCGAAUUUGUUAAUUUCGUUGUUGGAGUCAAAAAUUAUACCAAACUUCUUCUGGAAUAUUCUUCUAACUGAAACCAUUCCACUGCUGGAGUGUGAAGAUAUGGUUUUUUCAUCCACUGAUACUUUUAUUAUCAUGCAGUGUGUAGAGGAGAAGGAACACUUGAAGGAACUUAAGGAUAAAAUUGCUCUGUUAAGGCUAGCGGCGACGCGGAAUUUAGCAAGAGCGCUUGUACAUGAAACCCAACUGAAGUAAUUUUGUUUUUUAUUAAAUACAUUUUUAUAAAAAAUGAGUGUUUGUACUUAUAAAAAAAUAAUACUGUUGGAAAAUUU
This is a messenger RNA of Zophobas morio, 2123 nucleotides long. RefSeq names its product nuclear pore complex protein Nup85-like. The transcript has 9 exons. Gene Ontology annotation, biological process: mRNA export from nucleus; positive regulation of DNA-templated transcription; protein import into nucleus. The record is from RefSeq and is a predicted model, not a curated record. Lineage: Eukaryota; Metazoa; Arthropoda; Insecta; Coleoptera; Tenebrionidae. Bases 127 to 2046 code for a protein of 639 amino acids. Gene Ontology annotation, cellular component: nuclear pore outer ring. Gene Ontology annotation, molecular function: structural constituent of nuclear pore.